ACAACUUUAUUUCCCGGGAUUUUUUUCAGCAGGGGCGCAGCACUGGUGGUGCCGUAUGAACAACGUAAAACAAGGGCUUUACAGCAAUGGAUACUAUACUAAGUGAAAGCAACAUAGAAAGCAACAUAUUUGGAACUGAGAACGUUGGCAGAGCAGCGAAUCAUCGUUCGAUGUUGUUAUUGUAUUGAAUUCUACAACAGUAUGGGCUACAGUGUUCUCUAACUAGGAAUGAUGGUUAGUAUGCCGGGAUGUGCCGUCAACGGCUGUCCUUUGAGUGGUUCGAACUCUGUACAGCCCUGGCGUGCCGCAUUGGAGCUGACCCUGGCCGAAACCAUCAAGUCUGACGGCGUCAUCAACCUGUCCGCCCUGGAGGACCCCGCCUUGGCCCAGCCAGAACCGUCCCCGCCCGGUACAGUCCGUGUUCCGGUGGGAGACGCGGCGACGUUCGAGUGCGACGCUGAAACAGGAGCGUCGGCGCAGCGGAUCGUGUGGCGCCACCACAACGCCACCAUCCACGACGAAGACGUGCCGGACUCCCCCAAAGGUCACUUUAACCAGCAGAUGACCAUCCGCGCCACCAGCUACCUGUUCAUCCACAACGUCGGCCGCGACUCCGGCGGAACGGUGGAGUGCCUUGAUCCCUGCAACGGCUCCCUGUGCCGCCUCCGCGGGUUCUACCUGCAGCCGCAGCUUCCGGCCCGUAACGUCUUCGUCCCGCCGAUGCGCGACGUGUCCACGGCGCUGUGCAGCUUCUCCAUGACCUGCAGCGGGAACGUCGACUGCAGCCGGACGCAGGCCAUGUUGCACUUCAUCUGGAAAUUCGACGACUACUUCGUGGCGGCGCCCUAUCCUUCUCUGCUGGGCGAGGACAUCCCCGGUCUGCUCAACGGCUCCGUCACCUUCAACGUGUCGGCACAAGGAGCAGCCGAUCCCUUCUGCGCCAGCACGCUGACCAUCGCUAUGCGCGCGGAGGCCUGUCCACUGUUGGCACGUGUCGAGUGCUGGUUCCGGCCCGAUCUCCGCCGCUCCGAGUGGUUGGCCCAAAAAGCAUACGUUUAUUUCGCGCAGCCGCUGCAGUAGCCGUUGACUGUUAAUAAUCGCAUUUUUUUCUGCACAUGACAGCGGUGCGCUACACAGAAUUAUCACGCACGUGCUAGCAGCGCGAUGGGCGGUUGCCUUAAGGCACUGUUGAGCCUAUUGGUUACCGCCCAAAGGUGGUUUCUUACGGAAAUGCGUGCAAUAGCUACUAAUUCUGCAGUGGUGUCAAUAGCAUCUGCGCCUAUCUGAAUUGUACAGGAUACGACCGAUUGAACCCCAUAUGGUUCACCUGGAAGUUGUAAUUAUGCUUGUGUUAGCACAUGCGAACAGAAACGGUGCUGGCCAAGGUUUAUCCCGCGAAAUAUUUUCACAAUUUUAAUUCGAAGUAGUCAUAAAACAACCCACCGCCCCGAGUAUUAAAAGGGAAAUUAAUUCUACUUGUAUUUACUGUAUAUAGGUAGUACUAACUGUAGCCGAUUAUUAUUUAAAUGUCACAAGAAACAAGCUGGGAAAAGGCCUCAUACGAGCUGCCUCCUGGCCGGGCGGCCGCCUUGACCACCCGGCUGAUCUCCAGCGCCUUCUGCGUGUAGUCGCCCUCCGCGUACGGCUUAUCCCACUGCCCGACCUUCUGGACCGCCUCGACCACUUCCGCCGCCGGGACGACGCGGGCGAACAACAUCCCCGUCGCGGGCAGACUGAGCCCGUUGCCCAGGCGCUGCGCCAUGUUGGCGUUGGCGAACUGGUCGCCGAACAUGGGCCAGCUCACCAGCGGCACGCCGGCGUCGAAGGCCUCCAGGA
Molecule: messenger RNA, 1836 nt
Organism: Paramacrobiotus metropolitanus
Lineage: Eukaryota; Metazoa; Tardigrada; Eutardigrada; Parachela; Macrobiotidae
Exons: 2
Coding region: 229-1080 (283 amino acids)
Source: RefSeq, a predicted model, not a curated record